CGGCGGACCUAAGAACUGUAGGCUAAACUCUAUCUAAUCUUGCCUCUGAAUAGCAGAAGCCAGAAUGUAUAUUAAUCAUCACGUAUAGGUUUUGAAGAUUUCACGCAAUGGCUUCGUCAAAGGCGUUGGAGAGCCGCGACGAGUACACAGUGGGAUGGAUCGCCGCCCUUGGGAUAGAACGAGCACCAGCGGAAGAAACACUCGACGAGGAACACGAAAAACCCCUCGACUUUGUACAGCCAUUAACCGACAAAAACUCUUACACCUGGGGCCGCAUUGGAGAACAUAAUGUCGUGAUUGCAUCGCUCGAGGCGGGUGUUUAUGGCACAACCUCAGCUGCAGUAACAGCAGGGACCCUACUUUCCUCCUUUCCACAAGUUAGAUUCGGUCUACUUGUCGGGAUCGGCGGUGGUAUUCCGGGACCAGACAUUGAUAUCCGCCUCGGCGACAUUGCUGUCAGUCAGCCGACUGGAAGCAGUGGUGGUGUCAUUCAAUAUGACCUUCAAAAAGUGAAGAAGGGCGAGCAGGUCGAACGCAAAGACUUUCUUAAUAAGCCGCCUCAGAUUCUGCUUGCAGCACUCGCGAAUAUGCAGGCAAAGCAUAAGCGCAAGAAGUUCGGAGUGCCAGCGAUUCUAAAGGAGAUGGAGACGCGAAACCCUGAAAUGUUCAUAUCUGAGCCUGGCGAGCCCGGAUAUAACUACCAGGGUUCCGAAAACGACAGGCUGUUUAAUGCAUCGUACGAACAUGCCCAUGGAAAGGACUGCGAUGAUUGUGAUCCCGAGAAAGUCCAACAACGUGACCCGCGACGCGUCCCCGAGAACCCGAAGAUCCACUACGGCACAAUAGCUUCCGGAAACACACUCGUGAAGGAUGCCGCUGCUAGAAUAGAGCUCAUUCGGCAUAUCCCAGAUGGGUGUAUCUGCUAUGAGAUGGAAGCCGCUGGUCUAAUGAACAACUUCCCCUGCCUUGUUAUCAGGGGAAUAAGCGACUAUGCGGACUCGCACAAAAACGAUCGAUGGCAGCCAUACGCCGCUGCAACAGCAGCUGCAUUCGCAAAAGAACUGCUUAGAUAUGUCCCAGCCGGACAACUGGAGGCAAUGCCAAAGGCUUUGCAGUGA
Aplosporella prunicola CBS 121167 is the source of this 1118-nucleotide messenger RNA. RefSeq lists its product as uncharacterized. Lineage: Eukaryota; Fungi; Ascomycota; Dothideomycetes; Botryosphaeriales; Aplosporellaceae. The transcript has 2 exons. The record is from RefSeq and is a predicted model, not a curated record. Bases 108 to 1118 code for a protein of 336 amino acids. Gene Ontology annotation, molecular function: catalytic activity. Gene Ontology annotation, biological process: nucleoside metabolic process.